This is a messenger RNA of Cucurbita moschata (crookneck pumpkin), 1289 nucleotides long. RefSeq names its product probable complex I intermediate-associated protein 30. Bases 246 to 923 code for a protein of 225 amino acids. Gene Ontology annotation, cellular component: mitochondrion. The record is from RefSeq and is a predicted model, not a curated record. NCBI's taxonomy places the organism in Eukaryota, Viridiplantae, Streptophyta, Magnoliopsida, Cucurbitales, Cucurbitaceae. The transcript is spliced from 8 exons. Gene Ontology annotation, biological process: mitochondrial electron transport, NADH to ubiquinone; mitochondrial respiratory chain complex I assembly.
UUUAGGGAAAAGGAACUGCCUUGGUUUCAACUUCCAAGCGUCUUUCUUUCUUUAAUUCAUUUCUCCGUCUCCGUUUCUUCGCUCUUCGGCUCUUCCGACACUCAUCUCCUUCGAGUUUCAGUUAAAGCUCCAACCCUAGAGCGCCCCUAACUUCCUCCACUACUUGAUUCUUUCCCUCUCCCCCCGAACUCGUAAGGUCUGAAGUGCCUUCUCAUUUGUUUUAAGAGCUUUAGUGUGUAUGAAAGAUGUCAAAACUGCGAGCACUCUGGCAAGCUUCUGUAAAUUCAACAAAAAAAGCUCUCGCUUGGAAUGUUGAAGACUGGAUACCACCUACUGAAAAAUACAUCUUUAGUUUCAAUUCCAAGCAAGAAGUUAAGAAGUGGCAUUUAUAUUCAGAUUCGGAGUAUGGAGGAAUGUCUACAGCAUCUUUGGAGAUCACUGAAACUGGAAAUGAGCUACGAGGAAUAUUCUCUGGGAAGCUCUCCUUGGAUGUAAAUGAGAAUUCAAAAUGGAACAUAAACAGGAGUGGUUUUUGUGGAAUGCGCUCCAAAAAGUUUGAUGGCUUCAUUAAUUUGGAUUUGUAUGAUUCCAUUGCUUUGAGGCUUAAAGGAGAUGGAAGAUGCUAUAUAUCCACUAUUUAUACUGAGAAUUGGGUAAACUCACCAGGACAAGAGGAAGAUAAUUCAUGGCAAGCAUUUGUUCUAGCCCCUAAAGAUGAUUGGUAUAUUGCCAAGAUUCCUCUUGAUCGAUAUUUACCAACAUGGAGAGGGAAUAUAAUAGAUACAGAGAUGGAAAUGAACCCAUCUCGUAUUGUAAGCAUGUCUUUAUCAGUGAAUGCUGCUGCUGGCGUUCCAGGUGCAAGAUCUGGCCCCGGUGACUUCAAUCUGGAAAUUGAUUGGAUCAAAGCCUUAAGAACUCAGUAAGUGAGUUGCUGUUUGGUACUCUUUCAUGCCGUUUUGUGCUUAAGAGAGUAACAUAAUUCGCACAUCCAACGAAGAAAAAAAGAAUCAAUUUUGGAACCAAAUUCUGGUCCACGCUUCUUCUGUUGUUUGAAGAAGGUAGUUUAGAACAUAAAAAUACAGAGCCCAACCUGGAUGUUUGUGCAUUGAAGGUGCCAUGUAUGUUUGAAGGGAAGGGAAGACUACAAGAUGGGCUUGACCUAAAGCUCUUAUAGACACCUUAUUUAUUUUAUCUACUUUGUAUUUGGGUUAGGCACGUAUGGUUGGAGACAUGCGAAAAUACACAAAUAAAUGAACACGAUGCUUUUUCUGCAUGGUUCGAUUCUCCAA